UUCCGGCCCCGGCGCUGCGCGGGCGGUGUGGCCGCUGCGCUCCCGCCGCUGUCCCCGGCCCGGCUCGGCCCGGCCCGGCGUCCCCGCCCCGGCUCCGCCUCAUGCAGCGCCGCGACGACCCCGCCGGCCGCCUGUCUCGAGGACAGGGUCCCGGUGGGCGCGCGCCGCCGUCGCGCCGAGCGCCCCGUGGCGGAGGGGCCCGCGGGGCCGCCAGCGGGACGCAGCCGCCGCCCGGUGGGGCCGCGACCGGCGGGGCCUCAGGGCCGGGGGGCUCCGGUGGCUCGAUGGUUGGCGGCAAGAUGGAGCCCGAGAACAAGUACCUGCCCGAGCUGAUGGCCGAGAAGGACAGCCUGGACCCGUCCUUCACGCACGCCAUGCAGCUCCUCACCGCAGAAAUUGAAAAAAUUCAGAAGGGUGAGACAACAAAGAAGGAUGAGGAAGAGAACUACCUGGAUUUAUUUUCCCACAAGAAUAUGAAACUGAAAGAACGAGUUCUGAUCCCUGUCAAACAGUACCCCAAGUUCAACUUUGUUGGGAAGAUUUUGGGACCCCAAGGCAACACCAUUAAGAGACUUCAGGAAGAAACUGGUGCUAAAAUCUCUGUGCUGGGGAAAGGUUCAAUGAGAGAUAAAGCCAAGGAGGAAGAGCUUCGUAAAGGGGGGGAUCCCAAAUACGCCCAUCUCAACAUGGAUUUGCACGUUUUCAUCGAGGUUUUUGGGCCCCCCUGCGAGGCCUAUGCCCUCAUGGCCCAUGCCAUGGAGGAGGUCAAGAAAUUCCUGGUCCCAGAUAUGAUGGAUGACAUCUGCCAGGAGCAGUUCCUGGAGCUCUCCUAUCUCAACGGGGUCCCGGAGCCCAACCGCGGCCGAGGCGUCCCCGGGCGGGGCCGGGGGGCAGCCCCACCUCCCCCUCCACCUGUUCCGAGGGGCCGUGGGGUUGGUCCUCCCCCUCCUCCUCCUCCUCCUCCCCCUCCUCGGGGUGCCCUGGUGCGAGGAGCCCCCGUGCGCGGGGCCAUGGCCCGGGGGGCCACGCUGGCCCGGGGGGUGCCCCCUCCCCCGGCGGUGCGGGGCACUCCUGCCCCCCGGGCACGGGCAGCUGGAAUCCAGAGGAUACCCCUGCCCCCUCCCCCCGUGCCAGAGACCUACGAGGAAUAUGGCUACGAUGACACAUAUGCAGACCAGAGCUACGAGGGAUACGAGGGCUACUACAGCAGGGCCAAGGGUGAGGAUACAGAAUAUUAUGAUUAUGGACAUGGGGAGGCACAGGAAACCUAUGAAGCUUAUGGCCAAGAUGACUGGAAUGGAACCCGGCCCUCCCUGAAAGCCCCUCCAGCCAGGCCAGUUAAGGGGGGCUACAGAGAGCACCCCUAUGGACGCUACUAAAACACAAAAAAUGAGGGAAAAAAUCCCCAUUUAGGAGCAAACAGUUGUUACUGGUUCUUGUAUCUCCCAGGAUUCCUGUUGCUUUACCCACAGCAGACAAGUAAUUGUCUCCCUGUUUUUCUUCCUGGCCCUUUUUUUCCUCCCACUCCAUCCUCACCCUGCAUUUUGGCUUCUGUAUGUAGUGACUUCUCGAGAUGAAUUUAAAUAGAUUUAGAGGAAAACUUUUUAAUUUUUAUUAUUAUUAUUAUUAUUUUUUUUUUCCUUCUUCUUCUUCAGUGUGUAGAUGGCUUUUCUUUCUUUGUCAUUUUAGGUUAAAAAAAAAAAUGUAACUUUUUUAAGGAAAACAAACAAACAAAAAAAAAAACUAAAAAAAAAAAGUUUAAAAAUGUUAGUUUCCAAAGUGACAUGCUUUGCUUAGUUCUGAACUUAAGGUUUUGUUAAAACUUUUAAAGUUUGUUUUAAAGGAACCCAUAAAGGUUGUAGUUGCAGAAUCCCAAAGUAGGCUACAUUUCAAAAUUCAGGGUUAUUUUUUUAAGAAUUAAAAUCAUAAUGUUACAGUAGUGGCUGCCACCAUUUAAAAAAACAAAAAAUAACUUCAGAUGCCAAACCUUUAAAAGGAGAUUGCUGGUGAAUCUUGAAGUUUAAAUUUUAACCUAAAGGAUCCUCCAAACAAAUUAAAUAGCAUUUUCUAAAGAGAAUUGACUUAAAAGGAAAAAUUAGGUUGGUAAAAAAAAUUGACUUUUCUUAUGUGGAUUUUGAAAUCUAGCCCCCAUGCAGUGUUGAGAUAUGCUUGGGAAUAUUUUUCCAGUGGAGAGGGGUUUUAGUUUGGUUCUAAAGGAAUAAUUUUUAAAGGAAAAAAAAACCAAAAUAUGGCUCUAAUUGCCCAGUGUUUGAUAGAAAUAAUAUUCCAUGGGUAGGCCUGUAAAAUUCUCUUCUUUUUUGUAGCACUUUGGGGCAGAAAAUCUGAUGAAAAUCUCAAACUUGCCCUGAAAAAAAAUCUCAAUUUUAAGAAGUCCCAGCCACUUGUUCAAGUGUAUCUCAGCACGAGCUUCUCAUAAAAAGGGACACUGCAGCUGUAAAAAAAAAAAUCAAAACCAAAAACAAAACAACAGACAAAAAACAAUCCCAAAUUUCACUUUGUACAUAAGAUAAAGUCCUAAUUGGAUUUGUUACACUGUCCUCCCACUCUGUUCUGGAAGAGAAAAAUGCUACAUUUUGUGUAAAGUCUGCCUAACUAGGUAGCUCAAAACGUGUCAAAAUGUCUGUCUCAAUCUGUCAAUAAAGUUUAGUCCUUUUUUAAUCAAA
Poecile atricapillus (Black-capped chickadee) is the source of this 2684-nucleotide messenger RNA. RefSeq names its product KH RNA binding domain containing, signal transduction associated 1 (gene KHDRBS1). Gene Ontology annotation, biological process: regulation of alternative mRNA splicing, via spliceosome. Bases 102 to 1379 code for a protein of 425 amino acids. The record is from RefSeq and is a predicted model, not a curated record. NCBI's taxonomy places the organism in Eukaryota, Metazoa, Chordata, Aves, Passeriformes, Paridae. The transcript has 9 exons. Gene Ontology annotation, cellular component: nucleus. Gene Ontology annotation, molecular function: poly(A) binding; mRNA binding.